AUGAAUUUCAACAGAGAUUCCGAGACCAUCAAAAUCAGAGGACGCACCGUGUUCAUCAGCAGCGGAGAUGAGUCUCUCGGUGAGAGGCUAACGAAGCUCCCAGGGAGAAUAGGAAGCCCCCUUACCAUCACCUCAACCUCCAGGCACCACGCCAGGAACCCCAGACGCCCGACCACGAAAUACACCACAUACUUCUGCGUGCUUCGCGGUGUUCAUCGUAUGAUCAGCGAAGAGGACGUAAAAGACGCACUUGAAGUGCGCGGCCCAGAGGCGGUUAAAGUCUGGAGAAUCAUCUCCAGGCAGACUAACAAACCAACAUCGCUGAUACGCAUAUUCUCCCUGUCGGACAGAGUUAUCGCCGAGCUCCUUCAGAAGGGACUGAAGAUACUUGGCGAAAUAAUCUGCGCGGAGGCCUCCCAUCCGCCCCUGGACCAGCCAACGCAGUGCAGCAGAUGCCUGCAAUUCCAUGGCCUCACCACCCCGUGCGAGCGGGAACCAGCUUGUGGCCUUUUUUCCGGAGAGCACGCCACCAGCAAGUGUCAGCAGCAGGAGCCGCAGAUCAAGUGUGCCAACUGCGGAGGAGACCACGCAGCCUUCAGCCACAGCUGCCCGAGACGCCCAAAGGCCCUUCGCUCCCGAGCUGGCAGCACCAAUCAAGUGCCGCGACCGAGCUCAUCAACAACCUGCUCGCCACCGAGAGCGUCGGCAUCCUGGCCAUCCAGGAAAUAUUAA
Messenger RNA from Nicrophorus vespilloides, 732 nucleotides. RefSeq names its product nucleic-acid-binding protein from mobile element jockey-like. The transcript has a single exon. Bases 1 to 732 code for a protein of 243 amino acids. The record is from RefSeq and is a predicted model, not a curated record. Lineage: Eukaryota; Metazoa; Arthropoda; Insecta; Coleoptera; Silphidae.